Messenger RNA from Anarrhichthys ocellatus (wolf-eel), 5518 nucleotides. RefSeq names its product doublecortin-like kinase 2a (gene dclk2a). Gene Ontology annotation, molecular function: protein kinase activity; ATP binding. The record is from RefSeq and is a predicted model, not a curated record. Gene Ontology annotation, biological process: protein phosphorylation; intracellular signal transduction. Lineage: Eukaryota; Metazoa; Chordata; Actinopteri; Perciformes; Anarhichadidae. The coding region runs from base 460 to 3531 and encodes 1023 amino acids. The transcript is spliced from 18 exons.
GUGGAGAAGGAGGUGGCUUGCGGUGUUUGGUGCGGUGCUCCGAAGUUUUGUAAAAAUCUGCUUCGUUGUUUGAAAUCCACCCGGUUGGUCCAAUGCAGCGUCUGUCAAACGCAGCUGCUCCUCAACCGUAUAAUCCAGAGCUGGCGUUUGAAUUAUUGCUCCUGCUGCAUUAUAGUAGGUAGACUAAAUCAAUUCAUCGGAUCAGUCAGGGCAAGGGAUUGAGUUUCUGUGGACCCCGAGAUUAUUUCUCGACUUGUUUCUUCUUUUAUGACGUGUGCAUUCGGACUUGUCACGAGCAACCGGCGCAGCAAGUGUGGGCUUGAAGUUGAGACUGGAGACGCACAUGUGCAUCCUUCUUCCUCCGACUCCGGACGCAUCGACCCGUCAGCAUUCUGGAUAAAAGUAGUUUUUUUCUGUUUGGGAUUUCGUUUGAAAUAGGAGGAAAAGGAGCAAAACAACAUGUCGCUCAGCAGAAGUAUUGAAUUUGAACACUUCGAGGAACGAGAGAAGCCGCACCGGACACCGAGAACCAACUCUGGCUCCGGGUCCCAGUCAGGCUCCAGGGGCAACGGUCUGGUGCCCAGCCCGGCGCACAGUGCGUUCUGUAGUUUCUACCGCACACGCACUCUGCAGUCGCUCACGUCCGAGAAAAAAGCCAAAAAAGUGCGGUUUUAUCGCAACGGGGACAGAUAUUUUAAAGGAUUGGUGUAUGCCGUGUCUAAUGACCGGUUCAGGUCUCUGGAUGCUCUGCUCAUGGAGCUCACGAGGUCCCUGUCGGACAACGUCAACCUUCCUCAAGGAGUCCGGACGCUGUACGCGUUGGAUGGAGGCACGAGGAUCACCAGCCUGGAUGACUUAGUAGAAGGUGAAAGUUAUGUGUGUGCCUCGAAUGAAACCUUCCGACACGUGGACUACACCAAGAACGUCAACCCCAACUGGUCGGUGGGCUGCAAGACCGGCACGUCGCGCUCCCUCACCUCUCUCAUCCCGCUGAAGAGCGAGCUGCAGCAUGAGUCCAAGGGCUUCAUCAAACCCAAGCUAGUCACGGUCAUCCGCAGCGGUGUCAAACCCCGCAAGGCAGUACGCAUACUGCUCAACAAGAAGACGGCACACUCCUUCGACCAGGUGCUCACCGACAUCACAGACGCAAUCAAGCUGGACUCCGGAGCUGUGAGGAGACUGUACACUUUGGAGGGCAAGCAGAUUAUCUGCCUGCAGGACUUCUUCGGGGACGACGAUGUGUUUAUAGCGUGCGGUCCGGAGAAGUACCGCUAUGCUCAGGACGACUUUGUGUUGGAUCAAAGUGGUAAGGCUUCCACAGCCUUUAUGACUGAAUGCAGAGUGGUAAAGACGUCGCACAGCCGCCCUGCUACUCCAAACCGGACAGCUAAGAGCCCCAGACCUUCGCGGCGCAGCAGGUCCCCUGGUGCAGCAAGACAACCUGUCCACUACUCCACCAGUCAGUCUCCAAUCAAAACCCCAGUAAACAGUGUCUCAAGCAGCCAGAUCUCAACUCCCAAGUCCACCACUCCGUCGCCCACCAGUCCCCGAACCGUCCCCAGUUUUAAGGUCCCUCCGUCACUUUACAGCUCAUCCUCAAAUGUAAAUGGAUCGCUAAACAACCACCAGGAGCAAAGUGAUCGACUGAGUCCAGAGGCAGUUAAUGGAAACCGCUACAUGCCUGCCUCAACCAUCUUGGAAAAAUACGAGAUUGGCAAGGUCAUCGGAGAUGGCAACUUCGCUGUGGUCAAAGCGUGUGUGGAGCGGUCCACAGGAAAAGAGUUUGCACUGAAGAUCAUCGACAAGGCCAAGUGCACUGGAAAGGAGCGCCUCAUAGAGAAUGAGGUCGCGGUGCUGCGGAAGGUGAAACACCCCAACAUCAUCAUGUUGAUAGAGGAGGUGGACACUCCCUCUGAACUCUACCUGGUUAUGGAGCUUGUCAAGGGAGGGGAUUUAUUCGAUGCCAUCACCUCCUCGGCCAAAUACACAGAGAGAGACGCCUGUGUCAUGGUGUACAAUCUCGCUGGAGCUCUGAAGUACCUGCACAGCACGAACAUCGUCCACAGAGACAUUAAACCAGAGAACCUGCUGGUGUUUGAAUAUCCAGAUGGUACCAAGUCAUUGAAACUGGGGGACUUUGGCCUGGCCACAGUGGUGGAAGGACCUCUGUAUACCGUGUGUGGAACUCCUACAUAUGUGGCUCCAGAAAUCAUCUCGGAGUCCGGUUAUGGUCUGAAGGUGGAUAUCUGGGCUGCAGGUGUCAUCACCUACAUCCUUCUGUGUGGCUUCCCUCCAUUUAGAAGUGAGAGUAACCUGCAAGAGGAUCUGUUUGACCAGAUCCUUCUAGGGCGACUGGACUUUCCCAGUCCUUACUGGGACAACAUCACUGACUCAGCCAAGGAGCUGAUUGGAAAGAUGCUGCAGGUCAACGCUGAGGCUCGUUACACAGCACAAGACAUCCUCUACCACCCGUGGAUCACGGACGAAGCAAUCAUGGAGAACAACAUGAAGAUGGAGGUCACAGGUAAACUGAAGACGCACUUUAACACUGCACCUAAGCACAACAACACCACAGCUGGAGUGUCCGUCAUCAUGAGCACAGCUCUAGAUAAGAAGACCAUCCCGCUCACCACCCUUCAUCGUCCACAGCCCCAAACAGUGCCAUGUCCUCCGCCGUCGGCUGGCAAGAAAGUCCCAUCUUCCCUUUCAGUCAAACCAGCCUCACUGAUGAAGUCAGGACCGGCUUCACCAAACAAAUGGGCAUCACGCGCCAAAGAACCAAAACCCGCCACGCUGGCGUCACCCACCAAGACCGCUCGUCUCAAGGCACCCAAGACUCUUGUGCCUGAUGCUACAUCCACCUCUGAUGCUCCCUGCUCUCAUUCCCCAACUGACGGUGUUGAUUUCGCUCCUUCUGCCCCCAUAAGUUUACCUCAUUUCUCCCCUUCACCCUCUGCCGAAACGUUCCCUAUCACCCGUUUGCCCGUUUCCUCCAAUCCUGAUAUAGGAACUUCACCCUUCUCCGCUCCCUGCUUUUCUUUCGAAACUCCCUCACUCUCUGACCAUCCUGCUGUUUUUACCGGCAACACUCCCUCUACACCCGUCCUGUGCACUCCCCCGUCAUCUCCAACCAAACCAGCCCAAACCUCCUCUUCUCCUACCAAACCAGCCUCUCGUUCUCCCUCUUCUCCUACCAAACCAGCCUCUCUUUCUCCCUCUUCUCCCACCCAACCAGCUUCUCUUUCUCACACCAAUCAACUCCCUUCCUCCUCUCCUACCAAAGAGGCCACAUCCCUGUCUUCCUCUCCCACAAAACAGGCUUCUCCUUCCCCAGUCUCCCCCAUCAAACCUAUCAUAUUCUUCCCGUUCUCUUCCCCAACCAAACAAGAACCUCCCUUUCCAUCACCCAUUCAUCCAACCCUGUUUCCCUCUCCCCCCUCUACACCUCCCAGAUCCACAACCCCGCCCUCUCCCAUUGCUUCUCCUUCUGCCAUCCCUCUACCUGCUGAAGAGCUGAUGGAGAAGAUUUAAAUGGCAAUUUUGUUGCCAAUUUCACACCUCACUCCUUCUCUUUACAUCUAUGUGUCAGAAAACGUUAGAUGAGGAGGUUAAAACUCCAUCUUGAGCCUUUCCAGUAGCUGUAAACUGAGCCAGUGACUGCUGUGUCCAUGUUUUUAUCUCACUCUCAUCCCACUCAUUUUCAGAGACUGAGGAUACAAGUCGUUUUCAAAGAAUUUGUCGAUUGUAUAUAUAUUUGUAUUUAUUAUUAGAGGAUGCGUAGAAAGGGAAUGAACUGAAUGCAUCUGAAUGAGUUGUUUGUCUUUAGUAGUCCUGCAUUACUGUAUCACGUUGAUGUGAAAUAUUGUAUUUAUUAUCCCAUUUUGACUGCCUGUGGCUCUUUUGUAAAUAGUUAUCCAUUACUCACACCCACCAUUGUGAACUCCUUUUGCUUUAGCAGAGACACUAGGUCCAUAAUACAUAGAAGUAUUUCAGCAUAUCAAAUAUCUGAACUUGCAAGCCUAGCUACCUGUAAUCCAGCUACUACCACGAUCAGUAUAUUCUGUGGCCACAGUCAUCCCAAUGGUAACCUGGAGUUUACUGUAAAGUAAGUGUUACUCUACAGUACAGUGGGUUGACAAAAUAAAGAUAAUACCUAACAAAGAACCUAGCGGCUAAUAACGAGGAAGGUCAUGCUUUGUUUGUGAAACAGUUUCAUCUCUACUUGGAGGUUCUAUGCGUUUGUGUGCAAUUAAAUAACAUUUAAUGAGAUAUGGAAUCAUCUGUUAAUUCAAAAGCAAAUAUCAGGAGAAAAAGAAACUGGGGGAAAAAUAUAAUCUACACAAUGUUUUGUAGCAGGAGUGUGUUUUUCCUUCCUUGCUGUCCUGUUAAUCAUCUCCCCUUCCCUUUAUCCUGUGACCCCCCCAGACCCACAGGGUUGGAACCACUGCUCUUGUUAUUUAGCCAUGCAGAAAGCUUUUAUUUUAUUUCACUUAUUUUGUCCAAUUCAUUGUAUUCGGGUAGGAACAGUUAUUUCAGAUAAAACGCAUCUCGUAGGUAUUUAGGUAGAUUAUCUUGUGCACCCACUGAAACUGACAGAUAUGCGGACACAUUAAUCCAAAUACUGUUCAUACGUAUUAUUUGAUGUGAACACUUUAGUACAUACAUCGUGUGAAGAACCUUAGUUGUCCACUUGAAACUUGAAGGUUUGUUUUUGCCUUUGCGCGUCUGAGCAGUUAAUGGCCCUCAAAGUCCGGGAUGACUGCUGUACAUAAAAAAUAGAGCGACUAGAUCGAACAGACAUGAAACCUUUGUUUCUAAAGGACUGCAAUUUCUUUUAAACUGAACUGCUUUCUGCUGUGAAUGCAGUAAUGCACAGAAAAAAACACAUUAACUUAGAAUACCAGUUGAUAUAACUCCCACUUAAAAUCCUACACUACGGUUUGCAUGAAGCUAGUCAACACAGCAAUGGUUUUUGAUCUGUUGGAUUUAUAUGAAUGAUUGUGUGUCGAGGUGACGGGUUUGUGCCGGACCACUAGCUAACAGCUCAUAGCUUAAUGAUGCCUUUAUCAAAACCCACUUGACUGAUAAAUGGGACUCAAAGUUUUGCAUCCUGUAAAUAAGUCAAGUGAUUUGUUUUUGUUUUGUGCAAUUCUGUUAUAAACUCCACAGCAUUUGUCCCAGCUGUGUAGGGCUUAGUCAACAUGCCUCUUUGCCUCUUCAGGACUUCCUGCUGCAUGCAUAAUCCAUUUCACUUCCUGCCUCCCUGUUAGUCGAAACCCUCACGCAUACACCAAGUCGGUUGAUUAAAGUUGGUACAUUAUAUCAUUUAGCUUCCUCUUAUUUAAAAGUAGACUUUGAUAUGCAGUUUGUAAAGGGAAUUUGUAUGAAAUGUUUUAAAACCAGUUUAUCAUCUGUGUCAUACUGGAGCAAUGUUCUUUAUUGUGCAUUGAGUGGCUGCUUUUAAUGUCCUACUGUUUAGAAACAGAAUAGCAAAAAUGCAAUAAAGACUUCAAAUGAA